Messenger RNA from Aedes albopictus (Asian tiger mosquito), 1205 nucleotides. RefSeq names its product inhibitor of growth protein 4-like (gene Ing5). The record is from RefSeq and is a predicted model, not a curated record. Bases 127 to 987 code for a protein of 286 amino acids. Gene Ontology annotation, biological process: regulation of DNA-templated transcription. Gene Ontology annotation, cellular component: nucleus. Lineage: Eukaryota; Metazoa; Arthropoda; Insecta; Diptera; Culicidae. The transcript has 4 exons.
CCCCCUUCAAAGCACAAACAAAAACAAAUUGGCACUAAAUGGCUGCUUGAAUUCAAAGCGGAAUUUUCCGAAUUUUUCACUUUUUGUGCAUAAAAACUUGCUCUUUUUGAACAUCACACAGACGAGAUGACUUCCGCGUUGUAUUUGGAACAUUAUCUUGAUGGGCUCGAACAUCUGCCGAACGAGCUGAAGCGUAAUUUUACGCUGAUGCGAGAUUUGGACUCCCGUGCCCAGGUUUUGAUGAAAUCCAUCGACGAGAAAGCCAACGAGUUUAUGAAGCAGCUGGCCAACUCGAAGGAAAACUUUCCGGACGAUGUAAAAAAGGAAAAACUGCGAGCCAUUCAGGAACUGUUCAACAAGGCCAAGGAAUUCGGCGACGACAAGGUACAGCUGGCCAUUCAGACGUACGAGCUGGUAGAUAAGCACAUCCGUCGGUUGGAUUCGGAUUUGGCCCGUUUCGAGGGGGAAAUCCAAGACAAGACAUUGAACGCUCGGGAGAAGUCCGAGGAAACGGUCACGAAGAAGGGCGGCCGGAAGAAGGUCAAGGACGCCAAGAGCUCGGCCAAGAAGAAGCGUGCCCAUUCGUCGGAGGACGAGGGACGCGCAACCGGGGGUAGUGGCGCUGGUGCUAGUGGCAGUGCCGCGGGUAAUACCAGCACGAACGGUAAAGGCAAGAACACCAAGAAGCAGAAGGUAAAUCAAGAAGAAAAGGGCCGCAAGGGUAAUAAGAAAAACGCCGAACUGGAUGACAGCGCCCAGGAUGGCGGCCAUGGAACACCACAUCCAAGCGAUGUCCUGGACAUGCCGGUCGAUCCGAAUGAACCCACCUAUUGCCUGUGUCAUCAGGUUUCGUACGGUGAAAUGAUUGGCUGCGAUAAUCCCGAUUGUCCCAUCGAGUGGUUCCACUUCGCUUGCGUCGGGCUCACCACCAAACCGAAAGGUAAGUGGUUCUGUCCAAAAUGUUCACAGGACCGGAAGAAGAAAUAGAUGGUGGCGUCCAGUGGCCAGCCCAGGAUGGACGAAGCGCAUCCGCUUCGGGGACGAGAUCGUAACGUCGACCACUGAGUAUUGCUAAGAGACGUGUAAGAUUUUGCGAUGGAAAUCUACAUUUUAUUUUAGAUGCGUGUGACUGUUUCGGAUAUGAAUGUACGAGAGUAAUUACUAUUGAUGAUGUAUUCGAAUCUUGAUAAACUUUUCUCCAAUUA